Armigeres subalbatus is the source of this 2701-nucleotide messenger RNA. RefSeq names its product jerky protein homolog-like. The transcript is spliced from 2 exons. Bases 645 to 2369 code for a protein of 574 amino acids. Gene Ontology annotation, cellular component: nucleus. The record is from RefSeq and is a predicted model, not a curated record. Lineage: Eukaryota; Metazoa; Arthropoda; Insecta; Diptera; Culicidae. Gene Ontology annotation, molecular function: DNA binding.
UCACGAACACGAGUUUAUCAGUUUACGUUAUUCUUCUUUCGUUUGUAAUUUUCGAUACAAUAGUUGAAGAGAUUGUACUGAUUUAUAAUAUAAUUAUACAUAAAGGUAGAAACCCAAAAUACGAAAAGUUUAUCUUCUAGUCACAUUUUUGUGUCGCUGGUGACCUCGUGUACUUAUGCUCACUGCCGCCAACUCGUUCCCAACAGAGAAAUUUCAAGACGUUGUGUGACGGUGAAUUCUACUUACUUUGUAUAUUCGGUUGCAUCGUCGUCAUACCAUGUUUACCGCACCUAUGAACAGUGUUGAGAAAUGUUGUUGCGGUUUCAUGGGACUAAACGUGCUGAAAAAGAUUUUCAAAAUUUCUUUACAAUUCGGGAUUUUUUCAUGAACUUGAAGCGCUUGAAGGGUCCUAUAAUUUUGUCUAUUACCGUGGACCCCCGGUAAUUUGAACGGCACCUCAUUCAAAUUAACGGGGUCCGCUUUUAAUUUGAACAACUGGUAACCCUAUACAUGUUGAUAUUGGAGAGUAUCUGGUUACCUUAUUAUUUGUUAUUGUUAUGAAUAUUUCUUUCUCACGCGAAUUGUUUAUGCCUACUGAAUAGUUGAUCCUGCUGAUUAUCGUUGAUAAACGUAAAAACAGAACCAUGAAUCAGAUAAAAGCUAAUCAAUCCCCCAGAAGGUUGACUGCUGCAAAUGGGAACGUAGUGCCUUCCGUGACAAAAAAAAGAAGGCACACGACACUUACCCUUCUGCAGAAGCUAGAAGUGAUUGAGCUGCUGGAUUUAGGGAAUUCUUCUCUGGACAAAAUUGCUCGAACUUUCAACGUCUGCAAAUCCACUGUUUUGAAUAUUUCUCGUAAAAGGGACUCAAUUCGCACAGCUGAAAAUCGUUUCCGGGAAAGCGGAGUAUCAGGUAGGCGAACUAUGAAGUCGGCAAGAUUCAUCGAUUUGGAGGAAGCGCUGUUCAUGUGGAUCUUGCAGGAGAGAAAUAAGAAGCAUACCAUUACACCAGAUGUCGUAAAAACAAAAGCAGAGGUGUUAUUUUCCAUACUGAAGGAAAAACGAAAGUAUUCAAACGAAGUGACUUUCGCUGCUACGAACGGAUGGUACGACAGGUUCCGAAAACGUUACGGAUUGCGCAUGCUGACUGUUUCUGGCGAAAAGGCAUCCGGGGAUAUUGAGGCGUUUACUUCAUUCAAAAGCAUUUUUCUCCAGGUUAUUUUGGAAAAUGGAUAUGAGAAGCAUGAAAUCUACAACGCGGAUGAAUCGGGGCUGUUUUUCAAGCUGCUUCCAUCACGAACGUUGACUUUGCAUGAUGAAGACAUAGCCAAAGGAAGGAAGGUAAUCAAAUCCCGUGUUACUUUCAUGCCUUGUAGCAAUAUAGAUGGGUCAAAUAAAUUGCCCUUGAUGCUUCUGGGAACCGCACAAAAUCCAAGAGCACUCCCAAAAGACAAAUCAUCGUUACCCGUGUACUAUAGAAGCUCCAAAAAAGCAUGGAUGAACAGAAUACUUUUCAGGGAGUGGUUCUAUGAUCAGUUUGUUCCAUCGGUCAAAGCAUUCGCUCAAAAGCACAAUCGUGCACCACGUGCUUUGCUUCUACUUGACAAUUGUUCAGCUCACCAUGAUGGUGGUGAUAUUCUCGAAUGUGAUGACAUUAAAGUUGCGUAUUUACCACCCAACGUUACAUCACUCGGCCAACCUAUGGACCAGGGAGUUUUGAAUGCAAUUAAAAAACGUUACAAAAAAAAGCUGAUGUUGCGUCUUCUUUUGAGCGACGAAGAUUUAUCUAUUGAGGAGAAACUGAAAGGGAUUUCAUUGCGUGAGGUGAUAUGCUGGCUGCAUCAAUCAUGGGAGGAAAUUUCCGGGAAAACUAUUGAAGGAUCCUGGAAAAACCUGAUCGAUGAAUAUCCAUAUUUCACUCUGGAAAGUGACGAAGACAACUCCUUGGAUGAAGAUGUUCUAGCGUUGACGUCAUCAUUUGCUGACGCUUUGGAUGAAUAUCCGUCUUCAGAUGAAGUGAAACAGUGGCUUAAUGAUAGUGUCUACGAUAUGAACGGUAAUAUUCUCACCGGGGAUUGCGACCUCUACACUGAUCAGGAAAUUGUGGACUAUGUGCUUAACCGCCAGGAAAACUCCAGCCUUGAGUUUGAUACUUCAAAUGAGCUUGACCAAAGUAAUACGAUUCCCAACGAUGCGAUUAGGAUUGUUAGAUUCGAUGAGGGCCGUGAUAAGCACGACAAAGCCAUGGAAUGUGUGGAGUAUCUCAUUGACUUUUUGGAAGAUGAAGGAGACACACUAGAGGUCAUUAAGUUACAUAAUGUGAAAAGCAAGUUAAUCGAGCUUGAAUGGAAACGACGUAGAGAAUCAUGAAUAGUUGUAAUUAUUAUCGUACACUUAACGUUUUUACUUCCGACUGAUGUUAUUGUUAAGUUUUAAACAGUUUUGAUAAAAAAAACCUUUUUUUUAUUUUUUUAAAUAUUGAAUACCUAUGCUAAAUACGAUAGGCACGCUUGCCUUUUCACAAAUCCAAUAAUGAUUUCAGGCUUUAUUUUGCCACAUUUGUUUCUUGAUCUUUCCUGAAAAUGUGAUCUGAAUAGAUUUUUUUCUUUUUUGUAUAUCCUGAAAUGAUAAUAAAAUAUCACUCUACAAAUGCGAUUCAUUUCUCAAAUGUAUAUUGUAGAUCCAGUUGAAAACCAAACUGA